AUGUGGCCCUUUACUCGCUGCGGCGAAGACGCCUGCGAAAUCCAACCCCGCCCUGUCACGCUCGCCUCGUCCAUCGCCGCCGUCCCGUUCCUCCUCAUCUGCAUCUCGACAUCAAUCCUCGUCGUUCGACAUGUCUUUCCCCGUCUGAGCAGCGAUGCCGAUUCUCGCGACGGCGAAGAUCACGUCCUGCCUACACAUGCACCAGCGUGUCUGCGACAAGUUCACGCUGAACAUGGUGCCAAGAGCUGGAGACGGCGCGGCGCAGCCUGGACGUUUGGUCUUACUGUGGGAUUGGCUGCUACAUUGGGCGCGCUGAUCAUGGACGAAAUCAUCGAGGUUGUCAACACCGACUCGAGAAAUUUGGCUUUGAGAGUAACGGUGCCAAGCUUGCUGUUCCUGCUGGUCGUGUUGGUGCCCUGGCUGGAGUGUCGAUCGGUUGUUUCGAGUGCUGGAUGGAGUUUUCAGAGAACCGCCAAGGGAAAGCUUCCUCGGGUCGCUUGGGGAUUACAAACUGCUCUGUUUAUGGGAUGGUUGUUCGCCUUCUGGUCCGUUGGCCAGGCUGUUCCCGAGGGCGCGAUGCGCAGGACGAGCGUUGGGAGUGGAAGCCUCUCCGAGAUGUUGACGCGCGGAUGCCUGGAACGUAUUGGUGUCGUCGGUAUCUCACUGAUGGCUUUACUGUCUGGCUUCGCUGCUGUGUCUUCACCGUGGCAGGCAUUCAUGGAUCUUACAACCCGUCGCAAACGACCCGUCACAGAUGCUGAUGUAGCGAGAAAGCAAGCUGGGCUGGAUACUGCCAACGAAAUGCUUCUUACCAAGCGUCAUCGCUUGCAGUAUCUCGAACGCAAGACAUCCGGUCCUCAGAAUGGAGCCUCUGCCAAGGGUAGUGGCCUUGUUGGCAAAGUCAUGGGUUCCCUACGUGGUCCAACUGGCGAUGAGGCAGAGAUGCGAUCGCUGCGCCUGGAAAUUGCUGGUCUCGAGACGAUGGAAGCCAACCUGGCUUCAGGAGUUUCUCUACUCAAGAAUCACCGGGCUGCUACAGUUCGCGCUUCAACAUCCAUUGGACGUAUUCUUCUCAUUCCCUCGCAGCUUUUCAGCUUGUACUGUGUGUACCGCAUUGGCGCAACUACAAUCACAACUAUUCGGCGAGCAUAUUCACCCACAUCUAGUUUCGCCAACACGGAUCCCAUCAACCGCUUUCUUAGUAUUCUUGCGCGUCAUUGGGAUCCCAAGUUGGAUCAACUAGCAUGGGCACGCCUUAUCAGCUUUGCUCUCAGCGGUGUCAUUCUCCUCGCCAGCGCCAACAGUGUGGUCCAGACGUUCCACCUGUUUGCUAAAUGGACCCCAGGCCUGCUCCGCCAGGCGCAAGCGAAUCUGGCGCUGGUCGUGGGACAGAUCGCUGCGACCUAUGUCAUCUCAGCUUCACUUCUCCUCCGCAGUCAAUUGCCAUCUGCCUUGGGCUCGGCAGUCGGAAGUGUGUUGCGAGGUGCCUUGAGUCCCGCAUUUGUGGAUGGUUGGUUUGAGGGUUGGUUCCUAGUAGGCAGCCUUAUAACAGCCAUUGGUAUAUGGAUAGGCAGAAAACUCGGAGGUGAUGACGAGUGGGAUGAGUACGGCAUGGAAGAGAUGGGCGCCAAAAUGUCGUAG
Messenger RNA from Fusarium mangiferae, 1641 nucleotides. RefSeq lists its product as uncharacterized. The transcript has a single exon. The record is from RefSeq and is a predicted model, not a curated record. Lineage: Eukaryota; Fungi; Ascomycota; Sordariomycetes; Hypocreales; Nectriaceae. Gene Ontology annotation, cellular component: membrane. Bases 1 to 1641 code for a protein of 546 amino acids.